This is a messenger RNA of Astyanax mexicanus (Mexican tetra), 3045 nucleotides long. RefSeq names its product organic anion transporter X (gene oatx). The record is from RefSeq and is a predicted model, not a curated record. Gene Ontology annotation, molecular function: transmembrane transporter activity. Bases 394 to 2100 code for a protein of 568 amino acids. The transcript has 10 exons. NCBI's taxonomy places the organism in Eukaryota, Metazoa, Chordata, Actinopteri, Characiformes, Acestrorhamphidae. Gene Ontology annotation, cellular component: membrane. Gene Ontology annotation, biological process: transmembrane transport.
ACUGAGAGGGAUUUCAGACUUACAGCAUUUCCUGAGCAAAGUCUGAGGAAUGAUUACCAUUGGAGCGCCAGUGACUGAUAAAGGAUGAACGAAGUGUCCCAGUCAGUUUUACACCCCUGUCCGCUCUAAACUCUCAAAACUGGACACUCAGAGCAGAUGUUCCUCCUGUGGGGAAUGGAAUGUGACCGACCACUUUAUAAUGAUUAACCCCCUCCAGCGUUGGUGAUUGCGGGGGUCCAGCGGGUUUAUUUGUGUUGACUGAUGUUGUAAGAGCGUGUGCGGAAGGAGGAGUGAGGUGUUCUGAAAUGUGCUGAUCUUCUUCACACGUUAGAAACUCAGAAAAAUCUGAACCGGACAGAACUCCCAUACAGCGGACCUGCAGAAGAAACUAAUAUGGGUUUCGCUGACCUUCUGAAUGAUGUUGGAGGGUUUGGUCGCUUUCAAUGGAUCCAUGUGGCUCUGCUGUCCAUACCCAGCCUUCUGAUGGCCAGCCAGAACCUGCUCAACAACUUCACUGCAGGUGUUCCUGGACAUUACUGCAAAAUACCCAACAUAACUGCCCUUGCAGAGACUCAGAACCUAUCAGAACCCAGCAGCGCAGAGAUACUGCCAGCAUUCAUCCCUCUGGAGGGAUCCAAACUGUCCAGAUGCAGCAGAUACACCACCGCCCAGUGGCAUCUCCUCCACCAGAACGCAAGCCAUGCAGAGUCCAACACUACCGAUGCAGAGACCGAGACCUGCCAGGAUGGCUGGACCUACGAGAGAACCGAGUUCAUCUCCACCAUAGUGUCUGAGUGGGAUCUGGUGUGUAAACUACGAUCACUGAAGCAGAUGAGCCAAACCAUCUACAUGGGGGGAGUUCUGGCGGGCGCCAUUAUAUUUGGAGGACUGUCAGAUAGGUUUGGACGGAAGGCUUUGCUGAUCUGGUCGUAUUUCCAGCUGGCCCUGUUGGGCUCCUUUACGGCGCUGUCCCCGUCAUACCUCGCCUACUGCACCUUUCGCUUUCUGACCGGCAUGUCCGUCUCCGGGGUCAUCCUAAAUGCUGCCUCUCUCAAGGUCGAAUGGAUCCCGACUGAAAACCGGACACUGGUGGGCACCAUCUCCUCCUUCUUCUUCACUUUUGGUCAGGUGCUCCUGGCAGGUGUGGCCUACAGUCUAAAGGACUGGCGUUAUCUGCAUGUGGCUGUCUGCUCACCGUUCUUCAUCUUCUUUCUCUACAGCUGGUGGUAUUCUGAGUCGGCUCGCUGGUUGGUGCUGAAUGGCCGGUCAGAUGAAGCACUGAAGCAGCUGCACCACGUCGCUCGGAUCAACGGCAGGCCAGAGAUGACCAAGAAAAUCACGCUGGAGGUUCUUCAGUCCCACAUGCGUAAAGAAAUCGAGUCCAGUAAGACAGUGUACACUGCCUACGACCUGCUGCGAACUCCAGUGAUGAGGAAAAUCUCCAUGUGCAUUGUGGCGGUCUGGUUCUCCACCAGUUUUGCAUAUUACGGUCUGGCCAUGGACCUGCAGAAGUUCGGGGUGAAUAUUUAUGUUAUGCAGAUAAUUUUUGGUGCUGUGGAUUUCCCCGCAAAACUGGUGGCUCUGGGCAUGCUCAGCUUCUUUGGCCGGCGGAUGACCCAGGCCUCCUGUCUCCUCGCCUCGGGGGCCGUCAUCUUUGCCAACAUAUUUGUCCCAAAAGAUAUGCAGAUGGUACGGACAACACUGGCUGUGCUGGGAAAGGGUUUCACCUCUUCCUCAUUUACUUGUGUUUACCUGUACACUGGAGAACUGUACCCCACCGUCAUCAGGCAGACUGGGAUGGGCUUUGCCUCAAUGAUGGCUCGAGUGGGCUCCAUGGCUGCUCCAGCUGUCCUCAUUCUGGAUGAACUCUUCCCAGCUUUCCCCAGCAUAGUGUACGGAGGAUCUGCGGUGGUGGCAGGAAUCAUUGCCUUCCUGCUCCCAGAAACCCUCGAUGUUCCCCUGCCGGACACUGUUGAGGAUGUGGAGGAGAAAUGGGGACAGAAAGGGCGGAGUUUUCAGAAGCAGGUAGCGAGUGAAUCAGUGGCUCUGGAGGGGGUGGAUAAAACUCGAGGAGAAGAUGAAAAACCAGAUGUACUCUGAGACACUUCAUCCAUCACCUACAUUUACUUGAUAUUACUGGAACAGAUUCAUUCUUAUUGUUAUAUACUACAGAUAUACCUUACUGUAUAUAGUUUACAGUAUAUACAAUAUUGAUAUAUAGUUUAGUGUAUAUAUUUACAACAAAUAUAUGCUUUAGUGUACAUACUGUACUGUAUUUACACUACAGAUGUAUACUUUUCUGCCCAUAAGUCUGUAAUCAGUUCCCUUAGUAAACUUUUUUGCAAAUAAAGAUAUUUUGGGUGUUAUUAUUAGAUAUUUUACAUCAGUAUUGCUAUUUUUUUUAGCCAACAGUUUCUAUUAAAAACUGUAUACUAUAAUUAUAUACCUGCAAAAUUGCAUCAUCAGCAGGAUCAUAAAGUAAUUUUAUCUUAUAAUUUAUUGUUUAUACUAAAUCUGUGAUUCCAAACUUUUGAACAGUUAUCAGUGACUGGGAAUUUAGUGCAGAGUCAGCAAUUCUAUAUGAACAACGAAUGUUAUAGAGAAAAAUAUGCCUGUAGUAUAAUAAUUUUAUAGAGGAGAUAAAGCCUGAACAUCUGUAUCCAUCAGUCAUAUUUGUACAGCACAACACUGUCAUACACAAUGAAAAUGUUUGUUACAUUACUACUGUAAUAUUACUGAGCUGAGAGUGAGAGUAUUGAAGUGUUUGCACUAAAAUAAACUUAGUCUAGAACUGAAGUGUGGUGAUUAAAAUCAGACACUGCAGCACUUUUUAAAAUAUUCAUCCCCCUGAACAUCCUCACGUCUGUAUAUUAAUGCAGUCUUAUUUACAUUUAAGAGACUGAAGCUCUUAUUGAUUUUGUCUGUGUAUGUGUGUGUGUGUGUGUGUGUGUGUGUGUGUGUUUGUAAAGAAGUGAAACUUGAAUUUGAGUGUGACAUGUGGUUGUAAAAGAUUAGCACAAAAUAAACGAACACAUUUCUAAACCA